Messenger RNA from Perca fluviatilis (European perch), 3935 nucleotides. RefSeq names its product adhesion G protein-coupled receptor G4a (gene adgrg4a). The transcript is spliced from 29 exons. Gene Ontology annotation, biological process: adenylate cyclase-activating G protein-coupled receptor signaling pathway; cell surface receptor signaling pathway. Gene Ontology annotation, cellular component: membrane. The coding region runs from base 147 to 3809 and encodes 1220 amino acids. The record is from RefSeq and is a predicted model, not a curated record. Gene Ontology annotation, molecular function: G protein-coupled receptor activity. NCBI's taxonomy places the organism in Eukaryota, Metazoa, Chordata, Actinopteri, Perciformes, Percidae.
CUUGCCAGCGGACUCAAGGCUCAGCCAGCUUCUCAUGAACUGAUACUGAUUGAGUAAUUUCUCACAAAAUAGAUUGAACUUCAGAUUUCAAGGAGAUGACCAUGAUGACCACUUGACUGACAUUGAACGCGUUUUUGUUUGCUGCCAUGAACUCCGUCAGAAGCCUAACUCUAAUCUGUCUGUGUGUACAGCUUCUGGGUUCAACUGCCUCUGCCAGUAACAGCCUGUGGGGUAAGAAGGUGGUGUUCAAGGGGCGUCGGUGUAUAUGGCAGCUUCAACCAGAUACAGUGGUCCCGGCCCUCAAGGAGCUGAGUGUUUGUGUGCUUUUACGCCGCACCAUUAACACAGACUGGACAGGUUUUGACUAUAAAGCACCAGGGGGGGGACACACAGAGCUGGGACUUGCGGGCACAGAUACACAGCUGACAGUAUGGCUGUUUGGAGAAAAACACAGCUUGAAAAGUAAUUUGAAAUUGCAUGAAUGGUUCAAUGUCUGUUUCACCUGGUCUGGCCAAACUCAGAGGCUGCAGAUCUACAUUAAUGGAACUAGUCAGCUUGAGACCUCUGUGAGCCUCAUUCGACCCCAUCUGGCCCCAAACGGGACUCUCACUCUGGGGGUGGCUCAUUUUAAAAACAUAAAUGAUGAGGUGCAGCUGGAGACUGGGAAGGAACUGUUUGGUGAGAUUGGUCUGUUCAGGAUAUGGGCCAGAGAAUGGAACGCUGAGGACCUGAGGGGGCAGAGCUGUGCAGACGGAGACGUGGUGAGGUGGGAUCUGCAGCAGUGGAAACAUGACUGCCCUCCUGAGCUUAACAAUGACAUACAUUGUGCAUGGUCACGCUACAAAAUCAAAAUGUGGACAUUCAUUGGUCACUCUACAAAGCCUGGAAAUUGUUCAGUCUCACUAGAGGAAGUCACAAGAAACUGGUUGGAGAGCAUUUUCCCUCGCAACAUAUCUGUCCAUAACAUCCUGGUGUCAUCCCCAAGCCGUACCUGCCAUGUGGUUAAUAAUUUUGCUGCUCUACCUGCGCAACAACCUCAGGGAUCAAGGGCAUUGCCUGACUCCACCUUUGAUAAGUGUUUCAGAUGUGAAGUCUACGUGAACGUGGAUCCUGCUGCUAAUGUAGAAGUGGUUCAGGUGAACAUUGCCUCAUUGCUGAGUUUGAACUUCUCUUACGACUUCCUCAACCUGACAGCUGACCCUAACAGCAUCAGCAUACUACCUGUGGAGUUACUCCCUGCAGUGCCAGAACCACAGCCAACUGUCAGCACUGGUGCACCGACGUCAGUAACAGGUCCAACUCAAAGCCUGCCAGGUCGACCUGCUAACAUGUCAACAACAGGAGAUCCUCUAGAUGUCAACGAGACUGCUGUUGGACCAGAUACAUUCUUCAGAGUUAAUCUGACCUUAAGUAUGACUGGCAGCCCUGCAAAUCCAGAGGAUAUUAUUGAGAAAUGGGUGAAAAAACAGCUGGAGGUGAAUGAGACCAUGAGUGUGCUAAAUCUCAUCAUAAAGGAGAAUGUUGGAAGGAACGUGGAGCAGUACAAUGGACCGAUGAUUUUCCACGGCCAACAAAAAAAAUACUACUGCACCUUCCACGUUCAGGAAUACAACAUAAACAGUGUGGCAGAAAUUAAAGCCGUUAUUAAUGCUGCAUUAUUAUCAAAGUAUGAAAAUGACUCCAUUGUUAUUCAACCUAUAGAUGUGGCGAUCAAGCACAUAGAGCCAGCAAACUGUUUAGAAGAAACCACUUCAACAAUCUAUGGACUAUACAUUUGGCCUGAAGCAUUUCCACAAAUCAACCAAGACAUGGGAUGCGAAAAGCCAAAAUUAGAGAGAGGCUUCAGGCUUUGUAAGUUAGACAUUGAAACUGACAUGACCAGCUGGGCUGAUCCUGAUAUGAAAAAUUGCAGCCCACUUUUGACCAUAUCAGACCUUGACAAUAUCCCUGUCACUACUGAUAACGCGGCUGAGGUUGUGGACAUGAUUCAGGAUCUUAUAGAUGUUCAGUUAGGUAACAAUGCAGAGCUCUCUCCCUCUGAGCUGGAUACAGUGGUAGAGAAGCUCCGUGAAGUGGUCAAAAUCAGCACAAUCAAACCUGCUGUUGGUGCCAAAAUCAUCAAUAUUAUUGCAAAUAUUCUGCUUUCCAAAACUGACAUCACUCCAGUGGCUAGCACUGUCCUUCAUCUGACAGAUAGAAUGGGGAACAAUAUGGAUUUCCAAGAUGAAUCUGCCAGUAUAACAGCACCCUCUCUGGCCCUGUCCAUGUUCAAUGUAGAUCGAAAUGAAUUCAGUGGCCUCACCUUUGGUGUCUCCUCUGUUUCUUCCAUCAUGAAUCCAGAGAUUUUUGUCAACCAGAACUUUGUGAGUGAACCGCUCCCUGAGACGAAUGCAACUAUCUCUUUGCCUUCUGAACUCCACAACUUUUUCCCUCCCGGAGAAAGAAAUACAACUCGUGUCCAGUUCCAGUUCUUUGGAACAGAUGACCUUUUUCAGGACCCACACAUAACCAAUGCACCACAGAGUAGCUUGACCAUAAAUUCCUAUAUAGUAUCUGCCAGCAUCAAUAACAGCCAUAUCAGCAACCUAAAGGAGCGAGUGGUGGUGACCCUCCGCCACCAAACACCCAAACAGCCAGAAGACAAUGUGCAGUGCAUGUUUUGGGAUUUGCAGAAAAAUGGUGGGCAGGGUGGUUGGAACAGCAGAGGUUGUAUAACCCAAAGUAUUUCUGCUUAUCGGACCAGCUGUCUCUGUGAUCAUCUCACACAUUUCGCUGUGCUCCUGGAUGUAUCCAGAACACCCAUCAGUGAAGCUGACAGCCAGAUUCUGACAGUGAUCUCAUAUCUCGGUUGUGGUAUAUCCUCCAUCUUUCUGGGCAUCACUCUUCUCACCUACCUUGCUUUUGAGAAGCUGCGUCGAGACUACCCAUCUAAGAUACUCAUUAACCUGUCAGCUGCCCUACUGGGGUUGAGCAUGCUCUUCCUUCUGGACUCCUGGCUCUCAUCCUUCUCCAACUACAGUCUGUGUAUUGCCACUGCUGCAACGCUGCACUACUUCCUGCUGGCUUCUUUCACCUGGAUGGGCCUGGAGGCUGUGCACAUGUACCUCGCACUGGUCAAGGUCUUCAACAUCUAUAUUCCCUCCUACAUCCUCAAGUUAUGUGCUGUAGGAUGGGGUAUUCCUCUGGUCGUAGUUAGCCUGGUGCUGGCCAUAGAUAAAGAUGCUUAUGGCAGUGUGCCUGAAGAGGCUGCAGUGAUGCUUCAGUCCAAUGACCAAUUCUGCUGGCUGCAGAAUGACAUCUUCUUCUACGUGACUGUGGUGGCAUUUGUCCUUCUGAUCCUGUUGUGCAACAUCUCUGUGUUCAUCGUGGUUCUGAUCCAAAUCAGACAUAUGAGGGCCAAUAAGCGGUCAGCAAACAGCGCCAGCUCCUUGCAUGACUUAAGGGCUGUGGCCAGUCUCACCGUCCUCUUAGGCCUGACGUGGUUACUGGGCUUUUUUUCUUUUGGGCCAGGCAGAGUGUUCCUGAUGUACCUGUUCUCCAUUUUUAACAGCUUGCAGGGGUUCUUUGUCUUCUUGUUCCACUGUUUGAUGAAGGAAAAUGUGAGGAAACAGUGGAGAAUCUACUUGUGCUGUGGACGUUUCAAACUCAGUGAUUACUCAGACUGCAGCCGCUCUGUGACAGUGGGUGGUCACUGCAAAAAGAACCAUCUUGUUAACUCUGACUCAGUUGCCUCUGACAACACCUCCACCAUCAGGAAGAUCUCUGACUCCUCUACAGGAUCAGCACCAAACCACCAACAGGGGGCAUGAGCGGGCCUCUGUAUGUGCCAUUCUGUACAACGCUCCCUUUCAAGGCCCAUUGAGCAAUCACAAACAGUGACAGCCGAAAAUAGAACAGCUACAUGUCUGUGAUGGACAGAGAAAGAUACAAAAAAA